ACCCUACUGAUCUAAUAAAAUCUUAUCACUAUUCCCACCCAUCAACUGCUCUCCCUUCGUUAGGUGAUAGAAUGUUAGCUGGACGUCUCGUCCCACGAGCCUCGUGUUUGUGUCCUUCACUUCUCGCUCGCAGCUUACAGUCUACGCCUAUCUGCAAUGCUAAGCAAAAAUUUGCGACUCCCAUGCGAGACAGACGUGACAUUCCUGAGCCCGAACAUACAAACACCUACGCUGGGGCUGUGUAUACGGAGAGCUUGUUUGACGACCUUGUUAUGAACAUGAACGAUCAGAUGUAUCAAAGCGAGGGUGACAGGACUAUCGAUGAUCUGAUGAUUCGACGGUUCUUUAACAGUGUAUUCUCCAACACCCGGGCCUUGCACGCGCCCGCGAAAGCUUCAUACAAGAAUGUCAUCAUUAAAAGACGCCUUAACCAUAUCGACAUUUCCCUCUUCAUAGAUGAAUUAGCUCUGAAGAACAAAACACCCGAAAUCGUUUUCCUGACGUCAUUUUCGGAGAGGAUCUUGUCGGAGAUGUUUGGGUCUAUAGUUGAGAUCCACACGUUACCCUUCACUGCAUCUGUGGAUACCUUCAAGAAUAGGAACAGGAAGGAUGAGAUGGGUAUUGAUUGGACUCCUAACUCCGUAUAGUCCAGAUAACCUACCGGACCCUCAAAACAUCACGAGCUAGAAAAGAGAAGUUCCUGCUGGCGCUAGAGUCCCUGCUAUCUCGCCACAAACCUGCCAUCUUGUUCGACUUCUGUGCCGGUACCACCGACCAGCUGGGGAGUAUCGUGGAACAAGGUGGGCUGAAGGAAGUGGUACUGGUGGCAAAGCUUGAGCAUGACAUUGUCCUACUGGACAGACGGCACGAUUUUGUGAGUGAGUAUUCCCCGGUUGUGAUUGACUGCUCCAGUUAUCGUGGAACACCCGUGUUAGCUGAGGAUGAUGUGUGUGAUCAGUAUCUGGCAGCGUUUAGUGACAUGAUUAAAUCAGUAAAUGAGACUGAUGAAGAUCAGGUGAUCCUAGAUCUGGAUUACGAGUGUAACGGACUGUGUUUGACAACUAUAUUUGGGUUCUUCCUUCAGUAUCCGUAUGUUUAUUACACUAGUGACAGUGGGAACUGUUUAGCGGGAGUUGAGUUGAUUUUAGUCGAACUGGGAUCUCAGUCAAACUGCGUGAUAAAUAACGUGACUAGUCACGUGAUUAGUGACGUCACAGACCACGUGACUAGUGACGUCACAAACCACGUGACUAGUGACGUCACAAACCACGUGUUCACCACAUUUUCCGUUCCUAAACCUCUGUGUCAGACGGAAGAACAAUUGACCAGUUUACCGUAUUAUGUCAGACAUCGGACAGUUUGUUUGGACAGUGUAGCCAUGUAAAAUUAUUAGACUUAGGUAUGUUGAUUAUUUUGGGAAGCAUUAUUCCAUGUUAGCUCUGAAUUUUUUCAGUUCGGUUAAGAGGGCUGUUAUUUGAUCAUAGUUGUACAAGUACAACUUUCCAACUUUUUCUCCUUUUAAUCAAUAAACUAAUAUUUAGAGAAGAAAAAGUUAAAGUUCCACACUUCCACUUGUAGUACAACUAUCUUAAAGCAGACUUAUAGCUAGAAGAUGUGUGGUAACGUGUGUAAAUGUGAACAGAGAGCAGUGUGAUAUGUGAACUUCAUUAAUUAGCUCAACUUAAUUAAUUAUCUCAGAGAGCGCUUUAGAAUGUCUGAAGUAGCGGGGUGCGGGGUGCGGGGUGCGGUCGGUAUUUCUGGCAUUGUAUCAACAUUAUAAGUUGAAGUGUAUUUAGUUUAGUCUUUGACCGUAUUUAAUUAGUAAUUAAACUCCAAUUAAGUACAAUCUACGUGGAGGACUGUAAUUUACUACAAUUAUUUUACCGUGGAGACUGAAUAUAAACACAUUAGUUUCCUGAAGUAAUAUUUCCCGUACGCCGGGCGGGAAGUAUCACUACCACUCUGAUAGCUGAUGUCGUGCCAGCACUCAACACAGCAACACAUGACAUGCUUGCUACUAGAAGUGCAGUGUUUUUGUUCAUUAGAGCUACUUUGCAAGGACGUAAGCCAUGAGCGGCUAGCGCUCGCCGUGUCUUUAACUCGUUAAAUACUAUUGUGAAUUAGCAUUGAUUGUGGUCACGUGAACAGGCUACUUCUAGUUUUAUAUUUGUCAAGCAUUGCCAACGAUCGGAGAUUUUAUUCCGCACUUGCCAUGUUACACUUCUCAUAACAUUAGCCUCGAAUUAAUUCCACCACUGUUACUGAAUACUGUGCAGUGUGUCACCAGUAUUAUCGUGUAGCGUCAAUUAAACGUUAAUCAACAUUCAACGUGUAUUACCAUGUCUGACUAUGCUUGAUAUUAACGUACUGGGCUUGUCUCGAGAACAAUUUAUGCCUGGACGAUAACAGAGAUAAAGAUAAUUUAGAUUUGUUUGAGUAUAUUUGUGUAUCUGUUUACCAUUGAUAAUAUAAUUUAUUGAUUUUUAUACAUC
Bolinopsis microptera is the source of this 2492-nucleotide messenger RNA. RefSeq lists its product as uncharacterized. The coding region runs from base 72 to 647 and encodes 191 amino acids. The transcript is spliced from 5 exons. The record is from RefSeq and is a predicted model, not a curated record. Gene Ontology annotation, cellular component: mitochondrion. Lineage: Eukaryota; Metazoa; Ctenophora; Tentaculata; Lobata; Bolinopsidae.